Molecule: messenger RNA, 1550 nt
Organism: Cyanistes caeruleus (blue tit)
Lineage: Eukaryota; Metazoa; Chordata; Aves; Passeriformes; Paridae
Source: RefSeq, a predicted model, not a curated record
CUUUCCUUCUUGAAAGAUAUUUUCACUUCCCUGUACCAUCUAAAUAUUGGUUUAUUAAUACUUCCUUUCUUUUCAGGCUUUCCCAAUAACAGCAGCAUACCAGGCAUCAGAAGUUUUUCCAUUCGUUUUUCUUCCAGUCCAGAGGCUGAUCUUAUACCUAUUGACGGUGAUACUGAAAAUGACUUGGAAGUUGGAUCAGGAGCCACCAAUCAGACUGGAUUAUUCCUGCAUGAACAACAAAUGAUGUCAGUUCAAACAGCAAGAUACCUCACUAGUCCGUGGCUGACCCGUUUUGUUCCUUCAGUUUACACCCUAGUGCUUGUGCUGAGUCUCCCUCUGAACAUUACAGCCAUACUUGUGUUUCUGAAAAAGAUGAAAAUCGAAAAGCCAGCUGUGAUAUACAUGCUGAAUUUGGCCCUUGCAGAUGUUCUCUUUGUAAGUGUGCUUCCGUUUAAGAUUGUCUAUCACUUUUCUGGAAAUGACUGGGUUUUUGGGCCUCAGAUGUGCCGUUUCAUCACUGCUGCCUUCUUCUGCAACAUGUACUGCUCAAUAAUGCUUAUGACUAGCAUAAGCUUUGAUCGCUUCUUAGCAGUGGUGUACCCCAUGCAGUCCCUGGGGUGGCGUACACUGCCUCGUGCCUCACUGGUUUGUUUCAUCAUAUGGCUUGUAGCGAUAACCGGAGUUAUACCUUUUCUCUUACGAGAGCAAACAAUGGAAAUACCCAGGCUAAACAUAACUACCUGCCACGAUGUGCUGAGAGAAUCCGAACUUCAUGGCUAUUACCUCCACUUCUUCUCUGUCUUCUCUUCUGUGUUUUUCAUAGUGCCGUUUAUAAUUUCUACUGUCUGUUAUGUGUGUAUCAUUCGCUGUCUUAGUUCUUCCAACAUUGUUGCAAAGCAAAACAAGAAGACACGUGCCUUGCUCUUGUGUGUGGCUGUUUUUUCUGUUUUCGUUAUUUGCUUUGGACCCACAAAUAUUCUCCUCUUUAUUCAUUAUAUCCAUUUUUCAUAUGACAACAGCUUAGAGUAUCUCUACUUUGCCUAUCUACUCUGUGUUUCUAUCAGCAGCAUUAGCUGCUGCAUUGACCCCUUUAUUUACUACUAUGCUUCUUCUCAGUAUCAGAGACAAUUUUUCAGUCUCUUCAAUUGUAAAAAGACUUUUGAUCCUAACAGUAGUAGCAGCAGUGGCCAGUUGAUGUCUACUGCUAGUAGCAGAAGGGCUACGUUGACUACUAAUGUGAAUAACAGUGUCUACAGGAAAUUACUAGCAAUCCAUUGAGAUAAUGUAUCUUAUAAUUGUUUAAUUUUUACAAGGUUGCAGACAAAGACUGUUAUAUCCAAGGAAUGCAGAACCUUAAAUCAAGUUGCUGUACAAUAUGUAGCUCUAUAAAUCCAAUAUAGUAAUACACAAUUCAAAUUAAAGCUCUGUAUGUGUGUGUGCAUAGAUGUAUGUAUAAAUAUGUAUAGUAUAUGUAAAUACGUUAAUGUAGAGGGGAAAACUAAUUUCUUAAUAAUAGUUGUUGAGUGUUUUUCAAAUAAACUUUUUUCAGA